GCCGCACGGAUCGCGGCCGUCGCCUUCAUUGACGCGGACGGUGAGCACCUAGAUUUCAAUAUGGGAGAUGACCGAACGACCCGCUUCGUCAACGGCGAGGCGCUGAACCCCGACGUCACGGAGCUCCACAUCGACUACGUGAAGCGCACUUGCACCUUCGACUG
Prorocentrum cordatum is the source of this 164-nucleotide messenger RNA. The record is from the annotation of a GenBank genome assembly. Lineage: Eukaryota; Dinophyceae; Prorocentrales; Prorocentraceae.